AUGAAAGCCAAUCCAAAGUACAUUUUAGUAGAAGAGCAUUACUCGGCUCAUGUGAAUAAACUGACAACUGAUAACACAUUAGCCGGCUACAAUCAAGAUGUCGCUAAAUCUUUUGGGUAUUCACUUGAUGACUUGAAAACUAUCCCUACCGAAUCUAAUUUGGGAGUUUCUUGUGGAAACCCACUUUCACUUGCUAAUUUGAAAGAAGGAGAAGUAGUGAUUGAUUUAGGAUCGGGUGGUGGGAUUGAUGUUUUCCUUGCUGCAAAAAAGGUCGGCAAACACGGAAAAGCCGUUGGUAUAGACAUGCUCAAGGAAAUGAUUAAUACUGCUAGAGCAAAUGCAGAAAAGGGGGGCUAUACGAAUGUCGAAUUUAUCGAAUCACGUAUAACCGAUAUUCCACUUGAAGACGGAACUGCUGAUGUUGUUAUUUCUAAUUGUGUUAUAAACUUGGUCCCAGACGACGAAAAGCCAACAGCUUUUAAGGAAAUUUAUAGGUUAUUAAAGUCGGAAGGAAGAGUUGCCAUAUCAGACAUUUUAUCUGUUAAGGACUUGCCAGAUACAAUUAAGAACAACUUAGCCUUUUAUGUUGGGUGUGUUUCUGGAGCAAGAAGUGUUGAAGAGUAUGAGAAGUGGCUUAAAGAAGCAGGAUUUCUGCGAAUUGUAAUAGUGAACACUAAUAAAGACCUUAAUGUUUAUAAAGAAGGAGCCUUAAUGUCUGAUUGUGCACAGAAGACCUCUUGUAAAACUGGAUCUGAUGUUAUGAAUGAGGCAGAAAUCAAUAAUGUCAACUUCAACGACUAUAUUGGUUCAUUUCAAAUAUAUGCCAUCAAGGAUUAA
Molecule: messenger RNA, 837 nt
Organism: Debaryomyces fabryi
Lineage: Eukaryota; Fungi; Ascomycota; Pichiomycetes; Serinales; Debaryomycetaceae
Exons: 1
Coding region: 1-837 (278 amino acids)
Molecular function (GO): methyltransferase activity
Source: RefSeq, a predicted model, not a curated record